AUGAGUGAUAGGAAAAUAACCAAACCAAAAAGUAAUGUGUGGAAUCAUUUUGACUUGAAAAAACUUGAAGGAAAAGUAGUUUAUACCUGCAAAUUUUGUGCUAGUGAAUAUGUAAAAAAUGCUACAAGGAUGACUAAACACUUGUUGAAGUGCUUAAAAUGUCCCAGUAAUAUUAAGAGAGACUUUAAAAUAGUAGGAUCAGAAAAUGUAUCAUCUCCGUCGAGUACUGCAGCUUCAUCUUUGAAAGAUCAGUGUGAAGAGGAGGAAACUUUAACAAAAGCUGCCAGCAUAUCAGGUAGCUUUGGCGAUACAGAAUAUGAAAGCAUCGCAGCCAACAUACAAAUUAAAAUAAGUGAAGCCAAUGCUUUAGGCGUUAGGCCUGCAGUGCGAUGGUUGGAGCAACAGGAGAAACGAAUCCAUUAUUAA
Molecule: messenger RNA, 426 nt
Organism: Acanthoscelides obtectus
Lineage: Eukaryota; Metazoa; Arthropoda; Insecta; Coleoptera; Chrysomelidae
Source: the annotation of a GenBank genome assembly